AUGCUGCGCCCAAGGCUCGCGGUUCUGCGACAGGGACGUUCGGCGCUGCCGAUCAACCCGAUCGCCAGCUCCCAGACGAGACGGGCCGUAUGCACAAGGCCCCUAACAACACAGUCACAGCUCUUUGCGGCAACGCCACGACCGAGCCUCCCUUUCCUAACUCCUCCAUCAUCGAAUACUACAUCAGUACGCUACUUCACCUCUACGCGCAGCGGCUGGAUCAGACACGAGGUCAAGCUGGCCGCUCGCUACACCUUGACCCUCUGGGGCAUGCUCGCCGCCGGGCUGGUCAUCCUCUUCUUCGUCCAGGAGGAGCUCGUCGAGCGCGAGCACCCGACGCCGCACGAGUGGACGUACAUGACGCGCAAGUUCCUGCGCGACGCCAAGAAGCUGGAGGACCCCAAGGACGGCAACAUACAGUGGGCCAACGCCCUGGGGCGCGCGCGCAGCGCGCUGAUGCGCCUGAGCGACCCGCGCAAGGACGGUGCCGGCCUGGUGGCCCUCUCCGACGAGGCGACCGACCCUACGCUACAAGACCCGGUUGAGUUUGUGCCCUACGACAUCACCGCCAAGUCAGAGGAGUGGCGCCGCGGCUACUUUGAGGCGCUGAUGAUGGCAGCCAAGACAGCCGAGCACGUCGACGGCUGGGUGCUUGACGUCACCCGCAACAUGGUCUCGCCGGCCAAGUUCGUGAUCGGGCCCUCGAACCCGCACCCGACGCCGAUCCCGCCCGGUGCGGCCCACGCGCCGCUAGAGGAGAACUGCGUCGACGCGUUUCCGCCCGCCGACAGGUGGUACAUGAAGAUCCUGGCGACCAAGGGCUUGACGGAGCGGCAGCGCCUCGAGGCGGCCCUCGAGUACGCGAGCUUCAUGGAGUACAAGAGCCAGGCCGAGGCGGCGCGCAGUCUCCAGGAGCUCGCCCUCGCCGAGGCCACGCGGGGCAUCGACGCGGCCGACCUCCCCUACGACGGCAAAACGCUCGCCCUCAAGGAGCGCGCCGGGUCCCCGUCGCUGAACCUGCUCGACGUGCUAGGCGCGAUGGCGAACUCCAAGGCGCGCGGCGGCGACCUGUCGGGCGCGCUACCCAUGUACGUAUCGCUCCUCAAGGCCCGCCGCGGGCUCUCCGACGAGCGGCCGCCGGCGCCACCACGCACCCAGCCCCGGCAUAACAUCCCGGUGCACCAGCGACUGCUCAACCUGCUCAGCCCUCCCGCGUACCCACCGCCGCCGCCGGACGGCACGCGGCCGCCCUGGCGCAGCCCCGAGGAGCGCUGCCAAGAGGCGGCGCUGCAGGUCUACAUCGGCGAGAUCCUGUACGCCACCUCGUCGCGCGACGACGGCCUCUCGUGGACCCGCGACGGCGUGGAUCUAGCCGAGGAGCAGCUCCGCGCGCUCGGCCCCGGCGCGGCGGCCAAAGACCCCGCCAAGAAGGCGUGCCGCGAAUGCUUGGGCGCCGGCCUCGACAACUGGCACAACAUGGUGGCGAGGCUGGCGAGGGCAGAGAGGGCCAUGGAGGCGGACAAGCCGAGCAUGUUCUCGUUCUGGGGAGGCGGGAGCGCGCCCGAGGGCCGGUGGGCGGCGGAGGAGGCCGUGGUGCAGGAGAGGGUUCGCCGCACCAAGGAGCUCAUGGAGGACGUGGCCCCCCCGAGGGACUUCAUCACCAACUGGUUCAAAGCUUGA
Cordyceps fumosorosea ARSEF 2679 is the source of this 1680-nucleotide messenger RNA. RefSeq lists its product as hypothetical. The record is from RefSeq and is a predicted model, not a curated record. The coding region runs from base 1 to 1680 and encodes 559 amino acids. NCBI's taxonomy places the organism in Eukaryota, Fungi, Ascomycota, Sordariomycetes, Hypocreales, Cordycipitaceae. The transcript has a single exon.